AUGGAAUAUAACGGUGGCUCCGUCAUAGCCAUGGUGGGGAAGGAGUGUGUUGCCAUUGCUUGCGACCUGCGACUAGGGAACCAGUCGAUGGGUAUCUCGUCAAAAUUUGAGAAGGUGUUCCCGAUGACAGACAGAGUAUACCUUGGUCUUCCGGGUCUCGCGACAGACGUUCUAACACUGCGAGAACAAUUCCGAUACCGCCUGAACAUGUACACAAUCAAAGAAGAGCGCGAGAUCGAACCGGAGACCUUCGCGCACCUCGUUUCCUCGACGCUCUAUGAGCGGCGGUUCGGACCGUACUUUAUCGAGCCCGUCAUCGCAGGGCUACAGAAGACUGCGGCAGGUGGUUAUAAGCCGUUCAUCGCCGCCACAGACCUCAUAGGUUGCAUCAACUUCGCCAAGGACUUCGUCGUGUCCGGCACCGCGAGCAGCAAGCUGUUCGGUAUGGCGGAGGGGCUGUGGGAGCCCGAUCUGGAGCCCGAGGAUCUCUUCGAGACGUGUGCGCAGACGCUGCUGAAUGCAGUCGACCGCGAUGCGUACUCAGGCUGGGGGGCGGUCGUGCAUGUUAUAACGAAAGAUAAGGUGAUCAAGCUUUUCUCUGGACCACCCGGUGUUCUGCAAGCUGCCAAACCGAUGAUGUACUCCUCGGUUAGAUUCUUCACAUUCGCCCUUUGUCUGCUGCCUGUCAUUGGCCUGUUGGUCCACAUCGUUCCCUACUUCAUCGACGCCCAUGGUCUGCGCCAGUACCCUGGUCCUUUCCUCGCGAAAUUCACCGAUGGUUGGCUCUUCUGGGUAUCCCACAAUUCCACAAGGAGCUACGCUGUCGAUGAGCUGCACCAGAAAUACGGACCUUUCGUACGCAUUGCGCCAAACCACAUCUCCGUUGCAUCCCCCGCGGCGGUGUCUGCCGUCUACGGCCAUUCGUCAGGCACGACCAAGGCAUCCUUCUACGACAUCUUCAAGGCUUUCCGCCGCACACGCGGCAUAUUUAACACACGGUCCCGCCCCGAACAUGCACGUAAGCGCCGCGUCAUGGCGCACAUGUUUGCGCCCCAGAGCGUGCUCGCGUUCGAGGAACAGGUUCGCGGUUAUCUGAGCACGUUGCUGAAGCAAUGGGAUUCUCUGUGUGUCAAAGCGGGGUCCGCGAAUAAUGCGAAGGGCACACUGGGGUACAGCGCCUGGGAGGUGCGUGGCGACUACGUCUGGUUUGAUGUGCGAUUCUGGUGCAAUCUAUUCACGUUUGAUGUCAUCGGCGAACUUGCCUUCGGCUCUUCCUUCGGCAUGCUCGUGCGCGGCGAGGACACCGUGCGAAUAGCCAAGUCCGCGAAAGCGGGGAUGGCCUCGUAUGCGCUCCCCGAGGCCACGGUAGCGAAGGACCGCACCGAGUACGAAGUCAAAGAGGUCUCCGCCAUUGAGAUUCUUGGCCUGCGCGGUCAGAUGGCGGGGACCGUGGGCGUCCUGCCACAAUACAUGCGUGCGCUCAUGCAGCGUCUGCCGAAGUAUAACCGAGGCGCCAAGGCAUUAAGUGAGCUGACUGGCAUGGGCGCGGACGUCGUCUCCCGGCGGCUCGCCGCUGCGCGCCAGGAGGGGGCGGACGAGAAGAGUUUCGACGAUAUGUUUGACAGGCUGUUGAAUGGCCGGGAUGAGAACGGGGAUCCGAUGGGUCCGGAGGAGCUCACUGCUGAAGCUAUCACUCUCCUCGUCGCUGGAUCGGAUACAACUUCCAACUCCUUGUCUGCCAUCAUAUACUACCUUGCUCGCGACCAAGAGGCGCAGAAGAAACUGCAGGCGGAGCUCGACGCCGUCGCUAAUAACGACUCAAGCAUCCUGCCCUUCGAGGACAUCAAGUCGCUGCCGUACCUCGAGGCCGUCAUCAACGAGGGUCUCCGUUUGUUCACUACCCUCGGCUUUGGUCUUCCUCGUGUCGUUCCCAAAGGGGGCCUCACGGUGUUAGGGCACACCUUCCCGGGGGGCACGGAGAUCAGCGUGCCUACUUAUAGUCUGCACCACUCCAACGAGGUGUGGGGCCCCAACGUCGAUGAAUUCUACCCUGAGCGCUGGUUGGACGCCGAGCGGAGGAGUGAGAUGAUGAAGGCGUUCACCCCGUUCUCUGUUGGGCCGCGUGCGUGCAUCGGGCGCAACAUUGCUAUGGUGGAAAUGACUCUGUGCGUCGCUAACAUCUUCCGCCGCUACAACACUGUAAUCGAGCCAGGCCAGAUGCUCGAAGUGGAGGACAACAUCGUUCGCAGGCCGCGUGAGUGUGUAGCUGGGAUCAAACGCAGAUGUCUCUGA
Molecule: messenger RNA, 2292 nt
Organism: Sparassis crispa
Lineage: Eukaryota; Fungi; Basidiomycota; Agaricomycetes; Polyporales; Sparassidaceae
Product: Benzoate 4-monooxygenase
Exons: 12
Coding region: 1-2292 (763 amino acids)
Biological process (GO): proteasome-mediated ubiquitin-dependent protein catabolic process
Cellular component (GO): proteasome core complex, beta-subunit complex; proteasome core complex
Molecular function (GO): iron ion binding; monooxygenase activity; heme binding
Source: RefSeq, a predicted model, not a curated record